Rotaria sp. Silwood1 is the source of this 267-nucleotide messenger RNA. The record is from the annotation of a GenBank genome assembly. Lineage: Eukaryota; Metazoa; Rotifera; Eurotatoria; Philodinida; Philodinidae.
AUGUGCCCAUGUUUUAGACCCAUUGACACAAAAAUAGUGUUGGACCCGUCUGUUUUUGGCUUGUCAUCAGCAAGAGAAUCCUCGACUGCAACACCACAACCCUUGUUAACAUCAUCUCCACUUCAUACACUUUCAACAUCAGAUACAGACAUAUCAAUGAAUUCAACAGGACUUAAUCUUCCACCACCACCACCAUCAUCAUCACUUAGAAAUAUUUUGUUCAACAUGGGCAUGCGAAAAACAAAUCGUUUUGAACAUGGUUCAUAG